Molecule: messenger RNA, 3546 nt
Organism: Zingiber officinale
Lineage: Eukaryota; Viridiplantae; Streptophyta; Magnoliopsida; Zingiberales; Zingiberaceae
Product: protein SOSEKI 5-like
Exons: 8
Coding region: 153-1235 (360 amino acids)
Molecular function (GO): pectate lyase activity
Source: RefSeq, a predicted model, not a curated record
UACUGAACGCCAUGCGGUUACUCUUCAACGGCGACAGUUCUCAAAUCUAUAUUUACAUCAUUUCCUCUACCGUGUAAACUACUCUUAUUGGAUGAUUUUGGUGUACGAAUUGCACUCCCGCCGGGCCUUCUUCCUUUCAAUUCAUCUACGCCAUGGACGUCCUGAUCUGCCAACCACGCAUUGCUCAGGGAACACCAACCCUGCCGUACGCCGAGGCUGAUGACAGCCUCCGCGCCCUUGCCGGUCGAGCCGAGGGCUUUGGCCGGUUUGCCAUAGGAGGACUAAAUGGAGACCUUUAUCUUGUCACCAGCUUGGAAGAUGAUGGUUGCGGUUCACUUCGAGAAGGAUGCCGUUCCCAUAAGCCUCUGUGGAUCGUUUUUGAGGUAUCGGGAACUAUUCACCUGUCUUCCUUCUUGAGAGUAUCAUCCUACAAAACCAUCGACGGAAGGGGUCAGAAGGUUAAGGUGACAGGGAAGGGGCUGCAGUUGAAAGCCUGUGAGCAUGUCAUCGUUUGCAAUUUGGAAUUUGAAGGUGGAAGGGGGCACGAUGUCGAUGCCAUUCAGAUCAAGCCCGAGUCAAGGCACAUCUGGAUCGACCGUUGCAGUUUUCGCGAUUACACUGAUGGACUCAUCGACAUUACUUGCGAAAGCACAGACAUAACCAUUUCAAGAUGCCACUUCUCAGAGCACAACAAAACGAUUCUAAUUGGGGGAAACAGCUGCAACAUCGCCGACAGGUGCAUCGGCGUGACGAUCCAUCACUGCUUCUUUGACGGAACGCGGCAGCGGCAUCCUCGUGUUCGAUUCGGCAAGGUUCACCUGUACAACAAUUACACAAGAAAUUGGGGCAUAUACGCUGUCUGUGCCAGUGUAGAGUCACAGAUUCUAUCUCAGUGCAAUAUAUACGAAGCAGGGGAAAAGAAGACGGUCUUCAAAUAUCUGACAGAGAAGGCAGGAGAUAAGGAAGAAGGGGCUAGUGGGAGUGUAAGGUCCGUGGGCGAUCUGUUUCUUAAUGGCGCAAAACCUUGUUUGAUAGUAGUAGAUGACGGUGCUGAUAACGUGUUCGAGGCACAUGAAUGCUAUGAAGCAUGGACAAUGGAAGCUGCAUCAGAUUGCCUCAAAGAAGUUGUCCAGAUUUGUGCAGGUUGGCAGCCCCUGCCAAGGCCACAAGAUAGCUUAAUCAGUGCAAAAACUUCUUGCUGUUGGCAAAAGGACACGGCCAGCUCGCUGAGUUGAUGACUCACCCCACUCGUAAGCUCUCAUUUCCAGAUUAAGGUCACAUGGCGGACACUUUCGGCACAAAUUUGUCUGUUGUUCCCUGGAGACAGAUCAAGUGCUGGCUCUCCCCCACAUCAUGGAUGAGGUUGAUGAUACAGCCAAAGAAACGACCUAACUAGGACCUUAAAUUAUAUUUUCGACUUUGUUAUUUUGCAAUGAUUGUGCAUGAUCUAACGGUGACAAGCCACGUUACACGGCUCUCAUGCUCCGCUUUUUCCCGCUGGAAUUCGAAUCCUCUAAUGCAUUUUAAAAUAGAAUUGGCACGGAAUGCAGUCGCUAGCUUCCUUUCUUUCAAAUUGUUCCUGUUUGUCUUUGUCGUCAGAGGCAGAGCAGUAAGAUUCUUGCAACUCUUUUACAUUAAAAAUAGAAAAAAGCAUCUUUUUAAUAAUAAAUUAAGAUUAAAUUAAAAGAAAACAUCCUUUUAUUUUUUACCCAUGAAAAUUUAAAAUCUCACUUUCUAACUGUUCACAAAACAAACAGGUUAUUUCAAAAGUGCACCUAAUCCGAGUGGACCCGCGGGAAACUCGAGGCGCCACCUGCAGGCUGCAGUCUGUGCUAUAAAAAUUUAAAUGGUAUUUUAAAAAUUACCCUCAGUUUAAUGUCACAUGACCAAGAUGUGCAAGAACAAAAUAUCAAAGGGUUUUAGUAUUAUUAUGCAAACUAUAGAAACAAAAUAGAGAUGCAAAAUGAAAUACGCUUUGCGUUCGGCAAAUGCUGCCACUUUUCAACUCCUAGCUAGCUUUCUUGGAGGAACCCUGUCAAACCUUUGGGGCGAUUGAGCAAUGGCAGUUGCUUCCAGAGGGAGAGCUGAGCUUACGUCGAAGACGAGCCCAGAGAGGACAAUGGUGUGGACUGAGCCGAAGCGGAGAGCAAAAGCUCAAGUGGUUUACUACCUCUCGAGGAAUGGCAACCUCGAGCAACCUCAUUUCGUGGAGGUUCCUUUCUCUACCGUAGAAGGGCUCUACCUCAGAGACGUCAUCAGCCGUCUCCAUGUUCUCAGAGGCCGGGCCAUGGCGGACAUGUACUCCUGGUCUUGCAAGAGGUGAGAUCGCUGAAGGAGUGUGAGUUGAUCUCGAUGAUCUGCAUCUUCUCAAUCCUUUUCUGUUGCACGUCAGGAGCUACAGAAAUGGCUAUGUGUGGCAUGAUCUGUUGGAAGAUGAUUUCAUCCACCCUGUUCAUCGGAAUGAGUACGUGCUCAAAGGAACACGGAUUCUGGACUUCUACUUCUCUUCUAUUCCCUCGGCCUCCGUGGAAAGCUCCGCCUCUUCCUCCAUCAGUUCCGGGAAGUCUGUCGAAGCCUCGAAACGCGCGCAAGAUGACACCUUUGUCUCUUCCACCGUCAAGUCGAGUGACGCGUCCACCCAGACGGACGAGCACAGGCGGCAUCGCCGGCGAGCUACUCCGACCGACGAGAAGCCAAAGACAUUGACAACGGUAGAGAACCCCGCCACCGAACUUAGCCAAGACGAGAUCUCGCCGCCGCCACUGUCGUCGUCGAGCCCGGAGACUCUAGAAGCGCUUAUCAAGGCGGACAACUACCGAAUCGUGGCGGCAGAGCCGGAGCAGAAGGGGAGGGCGGAGGGCGGCUGCUUAAGCGGAAGAGUGAAGGCCACGGAGGUGCUGAUGCAUCUGAUCUCGUGCGGUUCGGCCUCGGUGAGGACCAGCGGGUUGUCGUUGAUGCCGCAGUACAGCGGAGGGCUGGACCGAGCGGAGUCCAUGGGACACUUCCCGAGCUUUCGAGCCAUGAGAGUGGAGGAGGUGUGCUUCAGUGGGAGCUUGGUGGAGACCAACAAGCCGGCGGCGGGCGGGAACGGCGACGAGAUGCCAAGCUUGAAGAGGUCCUCAUCUUACAACGCUGAUAGGGGCUCGGAGAUGGAUGAUCUUGCGAAGGAGAACGAAGAGGUACGUGGUCGAUGCGUGCCAAGGAAGCCCAAGUCGAGAAAUGAAGGGCGAACUCACAAGUAGCUAGAUCAAGCCCGUGCUCUAAUUUUGAAGUCGAUGAGAGGAAUUAGCAUGCAUCAGUCUAAAAUGAAGUCCUAUCUCGUUUAAUUUUCCAGCUGCUAUAUAUCAUUCUCAAGUCUGAUUAAUAUGAGAAUAAGCUCGAUGAAUGUUAGUUCUCAAAUCCAGGGGCGUCCUCGUUUGUGUUCUUCGACAUCAACGAGAACCCUCCUUGUUACUUAUGACAAGAAGCCAAGUGCAUUGCACCAGCAUGUUAAAUUCUUAGUGAUAUUUUGAGGUAAAGUCCUCAUGGUGUUUUAAUGGGUAUAAA